CAUCCAUGCGACCCCCCCUCGGCCCUCGUCCCCCGUCCUGCAUAAUAAAUCAGACGGCAUCCCCCAUUUCACUUUGACAUUACCCACUACACCUACAAUCAAUCACAAUGGCUCGUACCAAGCAGACCGCCCGCAAGUCCACCGGUGGCAAGGCCCCCCGCAAGCAGCUCGCUACCAAGGCUGCCCGCAAGUCGGCCCCCUCGACCGGCGGUGUCAAGAAGCCCCACCGUUACCGCCCGGGUACCGUCGCUCUCCGUGAGAUCCGUCGCUACCAGAAGUCGACCGAGCUCCUCAUCCGCAAGCUCCCCUUCCAGCGUCUCGUCCGUGAGAUUGCCCAGGACUUCAAGACCGACCUCCGCUUCCAGUCGUCGGCCGUCCUCGCCCUCCAGGAGGCGUCCGAGGCCUACCUCGUCGGCCUCUUCGAGGACACCAACCUCGCUGCCAUCCACGCCAAGCGUGUCACCAUCCAGCCCAAGGACCUCCAGCUGGCCCGCCGUCUCCGUGGCGAGCGCUCGUAAGCGUUCUCGUCGGGUUGUCAGUUCUUCGAGGUGCUGCGUACCGCGCCCUCGGCUUAUAUACUUCGAUUUGCUAUCCUCUUAGUCUUUGACUGGUCAGCCAUUGAGAUGCAGCUGUGCCAUGCCUGAUAUUGUGUUGCAAGCGUGGAAGGCGUGAUGGCC
This is a messenger RNA of Vanrija pseudolonga, 677 nucleotides long. RefSeq names its product Histone H3 (gene H3). Lineage: Eukaryota; Fungi; Basidiomycota; Tremellomycetes; Trichosporonales; Trichosporonaceae. Gene Ontology annotation, cellular component: nucleus; nucleosome. The transcript is spliced from 2 exons. The coding region runs from base 108 to 518 and encodes 136 amino acids. Gene Ontology annotation, molecular function: structural constituent of chromatin; DNA binding; protein heterodimerization activity. The record is from RefSeq and is a predicted model, not a curated record.